Messenger RNA from Egretta garzetta (little egret), 726 nucleotides. It is a transcript of the gene DLX5, whose product is annotated as distal-less homeobox 5. Gene Ontology annotation, biological process: regulation of transcription by RNA polymerase II; embryo development; anatomical structure formation involved in morphogenesis. Gene Ontology annotation, molecular function: DNA-binding transcription factor activity, RNA polymerase II-specific; RNA polymerase II cis-regulatory region sequence-specific DNA binding. The record is from RefSeq and is a predicted model, not a curated record. Bases 1 to 726 code for a protein of 241 amino acids. The transcript has 4 exons. Lineage: Eukaryota; Metazoa; Chordata; Aves; Pelecaniformes; Ardeidae.
AUGUUGGUUCUGCCCAUAGAUCACGUUGGCGCCUACAGCAUGCAAGCUGAAUCCAGCCAUUUGGCUCUCUUAAAAUCCUAUGACAUGAUUAAAUACUUGAACCUCCAAGAGGUUUCCACAAAAACACAGAAGGUAGAUUUCCCCAGCAUAGACAUGUUAAAGAAAGCCACAGAACAGCCCUUCAACAAGGAGGUUUGCAGUAACGUAGCCAUAGCUGCAGAAACCCAAGACAGUGCUGCAGCCAGCAAAGCCUGCAACAACGGAGACUACAGCUACGCCAGCCCCUACCCCCAGUACAGCGGGGCUUACAACCGCGUACAGAGCCCCCCCAGCCAGCCAGGUGAGAGCCGGGGGCGUGCGGGGAGCUUCCGCGGCCGUGGGGAGCGUGGGAGAGUGAAAAUUUGGUUUCAGAAUAAAAGAUCCAAGAUCAAGAAGAUCAUGAAGAACGGGGAGAUGCCCCCGGAGCACAGCCCCAGCUCCAGCGACCCCAUGGCCUGCAACUCUCCACAGUCACCUGCAGUUUGGGAACCUCAGGGCUCGUCCCGCUCCCUCAGCCACCAUGCCCACGCACACGCUCACCCUCCAAACUCCAACCCGUCCCCUGCAUCCAGCUACCUGGAGAGCUCCGCUUCCUGGUACCCCGCCGCCAACUCCAUCAACUCCCACCUCCAACCCCACGGCUCCCUACAGCACCCGUUAGCGCUGGCCUCUGGGACAAUUUAUUAG